Messenger RNA from Onychostruthus taczanowskii (white-rumped snowfinch), 2843 nucleotides. It is a transcript of the gene RBM12B, whose product is annotated as RNA binding motif protein 12B. The transcript has 3 exons. Gene Ontology annotation, biological process: regulation of RNA splicing. The record is from RefSeq and is a predicted model, not a curated record. NCBI's taxonomy places the organism in Eukaryota, Metazoa, Chordata, Aves, Passeriformes, Passeridae. Gene Ontology annotation, cellular component: ribonucleoprotein complex; nucleoplasm. Gene Ontology annotation, molecular function: RNA binding. The coding region runs from base 207 to 2306 and encodes 699 amino acids.
CGGGAGGGUGCGCGCGCAGGUCCGCGCUCGCGCAGCGCAGCUUCCCCUCAGCGUUGGGGGGGGCAGUGGAGGCGGCGCCAUCUUGGCGGAGCCGUGCCGGGAGCUGCGGCGCUCGUCCGAGCGGCGUGUCCGUUAAGUUGAUUUUACAGAAUUUAUCAGGUCUCCAAAGCAGAAACAGGUGAUUUUUGCUGUGGGUUGAGCUCAGCAUGGCUGUAGUCAUCCGUUUACAGGGGCUUCCUGUUGUUGCGGGUCCUCCAGAUAUUCGUCGUUUCUUCUUGGGAUUGAAUAUUCCCGAUGGAGGUGUGCAUAUUAUUGGAGGAGAGAUUGGGGAGGCUUUUAUUAUAUUUGCAACAGAUGAAGAUGCACGGCGUGCCAUGAGCUGUUCGGGAGGGUUUAUCAAGGACUCGCGCAUAGAGCUCUUUCUCAGCAGCAAGGCAGAGAUGCAGAGUACCAUAGAAAUGAGCCGGAAACGAUUUGACCGCGGGGGACGAGAAACUAUGUCUGGCUCUAGAAGAACAGGUACUAAUGGUUCUAGUACAUCAGGUGUUGGAGAUAUACCACAUUUAGUUACAGCUUCUCCAAAAGGAAUAAGAAAACCUAGUUACGGACCACCAAAUCGCCUGGAGGCUGGUUUCCACACCAAUGGCACAAGAUACGGUGAUAUGGGUAUACCUAAGUCAAACUAUCAGUUAAGAAAGGAUUCCCACCUGUUUAACCCGGAUGAUCGUUACUUAUUUCUACGUGGUAUACCUUACUCUGCAACAGAAGUUGAAGUACGUGCUUUCCUUUCGGGGAUACGUGUGGAUGGAGUGAUUCUGAUAAAGCACCGCAAUGGUUUAAACAAUGGUGAUUGCUUGGUAAAAUGUGCUACACCUGGUGAUGCCUUAGAAGGACUUAAACGUCAUAGACAGUACAUGGGUCAGAGGUUUAUAGAAAUCAGUCCCACUACAGAGGAACGGUGGAUUGAAUGCGGUGGGCGGAUAGACGUGCCAGAUGAAAUGGAUCACUUUUUGUGUGAAGACCAUUCUCCAAGAAGUUCAGGCUACAUGCAUUCAAGGAAGCAUUCUCGUUCAAGGUCACCAAGGAGACAAAGAACACAUUCUCGUUCAUCUCCUGGCCAGGAAUAUUACAUACACUUAAGAAAUCUAUCUUUUAAUGUGGAAAAGAGAGAUUUGAGAGAUUUUUUUCCUGAACUGGAUAUACACAGCAAACAGAUUAAGAUUCUAACAGAUAAGCAUCAGAAAAGGACUAGAGAUGCCUUUGUGGUGUUAAGGAGCGAGAGAGAAUAUCAGGCUGCUUUGGAAUGUCAUAGAAAGGUUCUUCUCAAUCGUCCUGUGUACAUUUUUCCAAUUUCAAGAAAGUCAAUGUUGAAAAUAAUUGACUCUUGUGAGAGGAAAAGAUCACCGGACAGAGAUCAUUUUGGACAGGCCAUAUCAGAAAAAAGUUACCGGGAAGGUCAUUCCAGCCCUAAGAAUUGUGUUUAUGUAAGGAAUUUUCCAUUUGAUGUGUCAAAAAUUGAAGUGCAGAAGUUCUUUUCAAGAUUUGAUAUUGAUGAAGAUGAUAUUUACUUGCUCUAUGAUGAAAAAGGAGUUGGACUGGGAGAAGCACUAGUGAAGUUUAAAUCCGAAGAACAAGCUAUGAAAGCAGAAAAUUUAAACCGUCAAACAUUUUUGGGAACAGAAGUCUUAAUAAGACUUAUAUCUCAAGAUCAGAUGCAGAAGUUCGGUGUUGCUGCAUCAUUAUCUGCACCAAAUGAAAUGCAUGGUCAUUCACAUCCGUAUGACAGAGGUGACCUCUCCCGUCCAGUUGGUUCACCAUCUGGGCCACCGCAAGGGCCACCCAUGCAUUCUUUUGGUCCCCCUGGGAACUUCAGGCAUCAUUCUGAAUUUAGACAUCCCCCUGAGGACUUCAUGUGCCCUCCUAAGGAUUUUAGGGGUCCACCACCCCUCAUGGAUUUUGGUGGUGACAGUGAACCUUUUGGCAGAAUGGAGUUUGGGAAUAAUAAAAUGGGAAAUUUUCCUGAAGGAAGAUUUAUGCCAGAUCCAAAUUUCAGUGGUGGUUCUGAACGUGUUGUUCCUAUUCUGUUGAAAAAUUUACCUUUUAAAGCUACUCCUAAUGAGAUUCUGGACUUUUUCUAUGGCUAUAGAGUGAUACCGGAGUCAGUUUCUGUGCAGUACAAUGAACAAGGAUUACCUUCUGGUGAUGCCAUUGUUGCUAUGACAAACUAUGAGGAAGCUAUGGCUGCUAUUAACGAACUGAAUGAUAGGCCCAUUGGUCCACGGAAAGUUAAGUUAAGUUUGCUGUAAAGGAGGAAAAGAUGCUCUAAUAACACAUUCUAGGUUUGCCAGUAUUGACAGUUAUUUUAACUUUUAAUUACUGGAAGAUGCAAAACAAAGUUUCCAUCAACGGUUGUAAAUAAUACCCAGUUCAGUUGUUUAGCUCUUGGUUGAAAUACCUGUAGGACAUUGACUGUCAUACAUAAGGUAUAAAAGGAUGGAGUUGUAAUGCUUUGGGUUUUUUUUUAAGAUUAAUUCCAGUCUUAUGUCUUUGCAUCAAAUAAAAACAUAAGUGCUGGCUGACCAGCACAAACGGUUGACUAGCUGACCACACAAACGGUUCAAAUAGAAGAUUUUCAGUGCUACCUGCAUUAGUAAAUGACACUUCUUACUGAGGUUAGCUUAAUAAAAUUUUGAAAUUACUGAUUUUUUUUUUGGUUUCCUUUUGUGUAAACUUUUCAGGUUUUAUUCGGUUUCAUAUGUUUGCAGGCAUUCCUGUUUUAAGAGCUUGCUGUUCUCAUUAGCUGGCUUUGCAACUUUUUUAAAAUAAAAAGGAAAAUGCCAUUU